Messenger RNA from Chanos chanos (milkfish), 1542 nucleotides. RefSeq names its product ankyrin repeat domain 33Bb (gene ankrd33bb). NCBI's taxonomy places the organism in Eukaryota, Metazoa, Chordata, Actinopteri, Gonorynchiformes, Chanidae. The record is from RefSeq and is a predicted model, not a curated record. The transcript has 4 exons. Gene Ontology annotation, molecular function: protein binding. The coding region runs from base 1 to 1542 and encodes 513 amino acids.
AUGGUGCUAAUAACUGAAGGUGGUGCCAGAUGUCCCCCUACGAUACAAGGCCCAAACGGUACCACGGACAUUGAGGCAGGAGCCUGUUGUAACAUAGAAGAGUCAUCUCUACAAACCACAACUGAGGUAGAGGAAAAAGAAGACCCCUGCGACGCAGAUAACGACGACGAUGACGAAGAUGACGAAGAUGACGAUUUCUAUGACGAUGACGUCUAUCAGGAAUUUGAGGAGCUCGACUUUUCAGAGUUGCCUGACACCAAAAGUAUCGCAUCCGAUGACUCUUUCUACCCGCCUGAUGACUCACUGGCCUCUGCGAGAACUCCGUCCCCUGUUAGUCCAGAACCUCUCUCGUUUUUCAAGGCGUGCUGUAACAACAAUGCCAUUAUUGUUAAAAUCAUGAUCAGGCAAGGGGUCACCGAGGAGGAGGUACGAGAGGUAGACAGGAACAACAGAUCCGGUCUGAUCGUUGCCUGUUACCAGGGUUAUGUGGAUGUGGUCAUCGCCCUGUCACAGUGCCCAUAUGUGGAUGUCAACUGGCAGGACAAUGAGGGCAAUACAGCUCUCAUUACUGCAGCGCAAGCAGGGCACAUCAUGAUCUCCAACUACUUGCUCAACUAUUUCCCUGGGCUAGAUAUUGAGCGCAGGAACUGUCAUGGCUUUACUGCUUUGAUGAAGGCUGCCAUGCAGGGACGGGCAGAAUGCGCUCGCGCCAUUAUGCUGUCAGGUGGAGAUGUUGAGGCAAGGGAUUACGGGCGUAAAAUGACCCCGCGGGAAUGGGCUUUAUUCACAGGGCGCUACGAGACGGCCAACCUGAUGAAGCGCCUAAUGGCUCAGCCGUGCGCCGAGCAGUUCUGCGACUCUUUCCAAAUGGAGUGGCCCAUGUUGCAGGAGCUGGUGGCCCGUGCUCAGGAGCCCAAGUCCUGCUGGAAGAGACUGUCGGAGCGGACGUGCGGGAUGUUCACCUUCAGCAUGAAGACCGACCCGCUGGAUGACGGAGUGAUGGAUUACAUGGUACGCAUGACCACAGCGUUGGCCAGCCCGUUCAUCGCCACAGCCUGCCGCACCGUGCGCCCCAGCAGCCCGCCCUGCCUGGGCAAGAGACGCCCCGCCGUGCAAGAGAUCCUGAGACGACAGCGUCUGGACGACCUCAAGAGCCUAGGACCCGAACGCUUGAACAAUUACAAGAGACUCUUCCAGAACUCUCGAGUUCUGCUGAUACCAAAGAAGACGGAGCGACGCGCCAGCCUGCAGCCUCAGGUGCUACGGGAUGUCGCGGUGGCGUCCACGGUGGCACUGAGGCGAAGCAGCCUACUGCCUUUGCACAUGAUGAGGAGGAGCAGCGUGCGUCCAGGCAUCGUGGUGCCCAAAGUCAGGCUGUGCAAAGCGCCUCCGCCCGCUUAUAUACCUGAGAAAAACCGCCGUAGGACCUCCAGAGACACACAGUACCUCCAGAUCCCCAAGUGGAAGUAUAAGGAACUGAGGCAGGAGAGGAAACAAGCUGAGCAGGCCAACAAGCUGCAAUUGCCAGUAAUGAAAAAGUAG